Molecule: messenger RNA, 2255 nt
Organism: Amorphotheca resinae ATCC 22711
Lineage: Eukaryota; Fungi; Ascomycota; Leotiomycetes; Helotiales; Amorphothecaceae
Exons: 5
Coding region: 365-2125 (586 amino acids)
Biological process (GO): positive regulation of transcription by RNA polymerase II
Cellular component (GO): nucleus
Molecular function (GO): DNA-binding transcription factor activity, RNA polymerase II-specific; transcription cis-regulatory region binding; zinc ion binding
Source: RefSeq, a predicted model, not a curated record
AGCAAGCACCUUCGACACCCUUCUACUCUGUAAACCUACCUUUCCAGAACAAGCAGCAAAGAUGAAUAUCAUGAUAUCGUCAUGUAUCCGGGGCGUUCGGAUUUGCAAGAGUGGUGUAGAAGUGGAGGCAAACCCCGCGAAGUUCUCCGUACUUAAAAAAGAACAGGCCUGAAAAGCCCCAGACUCCAAUCCCCACACUGCCCACCUUGCUAACAAUUCCCAUUCAUUCCCACCGAUCAUUCCCCGACAGCGCUGAAUAUCCACCAGAGAGAAGAUGCUUCUGUCCCAGCACUGCAACAGGCAGAAUGCUCGUAUAUGCUAGACGCGCGACCCCGAAGCCGCCCAAGAGAAGAUCCAGAGCUGGAUGCGUACACUGCAAAGAAAAGGUACGCUUUUCCUCCACCCGACAUCUCUGCUGCACGUCGCCUCGCCGCGCAAACCGUUGUCUGACAUUCAGCCGCAGAAGAAGAAAUGCAACGAGAAACGACCGCAGUGCGAUCGCUGCGCUGAACGAGGACUGCAGUGCGAGUACGAAGCCGUGAAGCCUCGGAAGCGGAGACGGCCAUCCUUCGUUGGCUCUGCGCUUUCGCACGAUAGCGCUUCUCCAAUCUACUACGAGGGCGAAAGGUGGUCGGGCGAAUUCGACCAAGUGAGGGGGGGGAACGGUGACCAUGAGGCGCGGAGAUGGGACACAUACUCAGAUUACCAGUAUGAUGCGUCACCAGACACAGCGACGUUAUCGUGGGACGGGACGACUCUUGAAAACGAUGUGGAGGAGAUACCAAGGGCGGAACCAGAGACAUCGAGCAGCAGCAUCGUGAGAUCGCGAAGCCAAUAUCCAGAUCUGGCCAUGAUCGCGCCGUGUCCGGUCCCCUCACCGCUGCAAGAAUUUGGCGCGCCGAACUUCAUGGAGUUUACGGAGAGGAAGAAUCGUCGGGCUCUGAUUGAUCACUUCUGCAAUGUCUUGUCGCAUCUCAUCGUCUUUAAAGAGGAUACCGGGAAUCCUUUUCGACAAUUAGUCCUCCCCCUCUCGCAUGCAUGCUCGCCGGUUCUGAAUGCGAUAUUUGCGCUCUCGAGUGCGCAUUUGGAAUAUAGGGGCGUGGAGAACCAGGAGAAAUCACUGGACUUUCAUAAUAGAGCUCUGCAGGGCUUGGCAAAGCUCAUUGAUCAGAACGACCCGGCCAGUCGAGAGGAGGUCCUCGGAGCGAUCAUGUUGCUUGUGUAUUAUGAAGUGCUGGUUCAACGAGGCAAUUCUAGUAUCGUCCAUGGUCACUUGAAAGGGGCUAUGACGGUCAUGAAAUCAAUGCCUCAAGUCUCGACGCCAACGAGCCUCUUUCUCGAGAGAGCUUUCCGCUUCUACGAUGUGAUCGCCGCUCUCUCACUGGGUACGCCUCCAAACGCCACUACUCAGCCAACAUCCAGUCCAUUCCUAUUCCCAAGCUCACCUACAUCGAUGCCCAACUCUCCAUUGAACGCCGUAGACACUCUUCUCGGUCUCUCAACAGAGCUAUGGCCCAUCAUCCACCGGCUGUCCUACUUACUCUCAUACAAAAAGUCCCUCGAAGCCGCCCUCGCCGAGGGCCAAACAAGCAAAGCCACCGUUCUCCGCACCGAGCUCGAAAACUCCUCUCAAGCCAUCGAGCUCGCCCUCCAGAACUGGAAACCCACCGUCGACGAAUCCGCCCUCGAGAACCUAGCCGAUGAGACCCGCAUGCGCAGCAUCCUCAACAACGCUGAAGCGUACCGCCACUCCGCCUUCGUCUACCUCUAUCGCACCAUCUACCUGCAUCCGCGCUCCCAUCCCACGGUCCAGAAACACACGCACCUCUCCCUCGUCGCCUGCUACAACGUCGUCACCCUCGCGACGCAGUGUCACGAUGGGCCCAUGUCCGCCCUCCUCUGGCCCUUAUUCAUAGCCUCGUGCCAGGCCAUGACGGAAGAGGACCGGACCUUGGCAUGUGAAGCUUUCGGAGGCACGGAGCGGCGCCAGGGCAUGAAUAAUAUCAUGCGUGCGUGGGAGGUGGUGCAGGAGGUUUGGAGGAGGGCCGAUCUGGUCGGCGAUGCGCAGGAUGUUAAUUGGAGGGAUAUCUGUGAUGAGCAGGGUCUGAAUAUCGUGUUUGGCUAAGUCUUGGGAUGUCCUUUGUAAGUAAGGCUUUUGGUGUAAGUGGAGUGUAUAUGGAGAGGUGUUGUUGAAUCUGGUGUAUAUUGGACGGUAUCUAGAUGCGUAAAUAUCCAACAUCCUAUGACUAUCUUGC